Molecule: messenger RNA, 1749 nt
Organism: Bathycoccus prasinos
Lineage: Eukaryota; Viridiplantae; Chlorophyta; Mamiellophyceae; Mamiellales; Bathycoccaceae
Exons: 1
Coding region: 1-1749 (582 amino acids)
Source: RefSeq, a predicted model, not a curated record
AUGACCGCUCUUUCCUCCUCUUCCUCCUCCUCCAUAAACUCCUCCAUCCAAUCGCUCAAAAAAGACUUUGGUGAUACUACUAAGAAUAAUAACACGAACCAAUGGUCGUCGUCGUCCUUCACCAGAGGCGGAGGACUUGGAGACCAACACCAACAACACCUUUGGCGUGUAAUCGAUUUGCUCGAGAAGAUGCGCGAAGAAAUCUUCAUCCAUGAGUAUCAUUCAAAGAAGUCCGAGAAGAACACGAAGAAGAACAGCAAGAUGAAGACGAUGGAGUUAAAAAUGAAACACUUAAUCGCGGUCUCUUCAAAAGUGAACGUGCGAUUGAACGCGUGUAAGAUUGGUCUGAGCAGAAUUGGGAAUUCCGUUGGCGUGGAAAGGAAAGUCAAAGACGAAGAAGAAGACGACGACGACGAAGACGAAGAGGAAGAAGAAGCAGUUGGAGGAGGCGUUUCAGUAGGUGAUGAUUCGACGUUGAACGAGGAAGAUGACACAACACGAGGACGACAAAAAGAGGACAGAAAAAACGAACGAAACGAAGCGAAGAAACGAGAACGAAACGAGCUUCUCGCGCGCGCGAUUGAGAAAACCGAAAAGCGAUGGCUCGGGAACAAUCAUCGCGGCGACGUGAAAUUGACCGGGAACGUGUUUUGGCGUCCGUUGCCACACGUCGUCGGGACGGCUUCGUUUUACCAGGAUUCGACGUUAGGGUUAGCGAAUGCGGUGAAUCCGAACCCGGAAAGGUUUGGACCGUAUAUUUCGUCCACGGAUGAUGACGAUUCGUCGGGUGACGAAGACGAUGAGGAUACGACGAGCGAAACGUCGACGUCGGAAUCGUCUUCGGUGUCUUCUUCAUCAGCCGAAGAGGAGGAAAGCGAGGCCGAAGAGGCCGAAGCGGAUUCGUACAGCGACGACGAGGAUACCGUUGGCAGAAGAAGUAUUGAAGCGCGCAGGCGAAGACGAAGAAGAGAGAAAUUGAUGCAAAAUCAACGAAAAGCAGCAGCGGGAGCGGCAAAGAAGAAGGAAAUAAAGGAAGAUGAAACCAUAGAGGAGAUGCGCGAACGGUUCGCCAAGGAAGUGUUGCUCCUCGCGGAAUCGACGAAAAAGAAGAAAAUGAACGAGAAGAAGAAGACAAAGAAGAAGAAGACAAAGAAGGAGGAGAAAAAGAGCAGCAUUUCUUCCGUGAGUUCAGAGGAUGAUUUAUUGAGCGACGGGCUCGGUAGUGAUACCGACGCCGACGAACCUGCCUCGAUGCUGUUCGGGGAAGGAAGAAUACGAACGAGUAGUAGCAGUAGCGAUAGCGAUAGAAAUAGGAGUAGCGAAGAGAAGGAGGACGAAGACGAAGACGAAGAAGACGCGAGUAUUUUCGGGAAGAAGCCAAAGCAGAAAAAGAAGAGCGCUAGGGGUGCUCAUAAAGAGCCCAACAUUUCUCCAAAGAAGAAGAAUAAGGAAAAGAAAAAGACGAGAACGGAUCGCUUGCGAGGCCUUUUCGGAGACGACGAGGACGACGACGAGGACGGCGAUACCGGACACCGCGUAAAAGCCGAGUACGCGGCCUCGCGUUCUUCCAAAGAAGAAGAAGAAGAAGACGGAAAAAAAAGCAAAGACGGGAAGAAGAGCAAAAAGAAAAAAAGGAACGCCAAGGAAAAGAAGAAGAAGAAAGCGCCUUCUUCCGCGCUCUUCGGCUCAAAUUCUUCUUCCUCCUCCUCCGGUGGUGGUGGUGACGACGUCUCCUCGUUGUUCAAAUGA